AUGAUUCCAUUUCGUAAAGCUUACACUACCGCAUGUCGAAAACCUGUCUCGAACACAGAGGCCACCAUUGACGUACCUUAUGACAAGGGCAAGUACCUCAAGAUCGCCUACGAUGGUCUCAAAGAACCCGUGACGCAGUUCCUCAAAAAUUCUUCUCCUGACUGGGUGUUCUAUGAUUUUGCACCCUACUGGUUAGGCUCUGUUGCAGUUGAACUCAAUAUUUCCAGUACUUUCUUCAGCAUCUUCGCUGCAGCUUUUUUGGCCUUUAUCGGUCCUGUACCGGUUCUAAAUGGCACUAAAGAUGCUCGGACGAAGCCAGACGACUUCACUGUCCCGUCUAAAUGGGUACCGUUUGAAACAACGGUUACGUUUCGGCUCUUCGAGAUCAUGCGCAUCUUUGACAGCGCCACCGGAGAUGAAGACAACAUUGCGGACUUGUAUCAUUUUGGAGGAACCAUCGAAGGCUGUGAGGAGCUGUUUGCACUUUGA
This is a messenger RNA of Ilex paraguariensis (yerba mate), 489 nucleotides long. NCBI's taxonomy places the organism in Eukaryota, Viridiplantae, Streptophyta, Magnoliopsida, Aquifoliales, Aquifoliaceae. The record is from the annotation of a GenBank genome assembly.